Molecule: messenger RNA, 1890 nt
Organism: Glarea lozoyensis ATCC 20868
Lineage: Eukaryota; Fungi; Ascomycota; Leotiomycetes; Helotiales; Helotiaceae
Product: Zn2/Cys6 DNA-binding protein
Exons: 5
Coding region: 1-1890 (629 amino acids)
Biological process (GO): regulation of DNA-templated transcription; DNA-templated transcription
Molecular function (GO): DNA binding; zinc ion binding; DNA-binding transcription factor activity, RNA polymerase II-specific
Source: RefSeq, a predicted model, not a curated record
AUGUCUUGGUCAUCUUCGAGCCCGUCAGGCUCGACUACAACUACUUCUGCCCUGACCAGCCCUCUAGAGACACCCACAUCGUCGACACGCCCACCCAGUUCGCAGCAAUCUCCAAAGAGCCAAUCUGAAGGAAGCGAAAGCCAGCCCUCAAUAAACUCCGCGAAUCAGUCGGCCUCUGACCAGAGCAAGGAACGAGUAACAGUGCCGUCUGCUUGCGUUGCUUGUCGUUCAAAGCACUUAAAAUGCGAUGGACUGAGUCCAUGCACCAGAUGUUCUGCCAAUAGCUUCGAAUGUGUAUAUGUGCGGAGCAGAAGGGGCUUCAAAGGCCCUCGUAAAAAUGGAGUUCAAGGCAAAAUCCCAACGGCCGCUCCAGGCGCCGGAUCGAGUUGCCCUAUGAUUAACCCCAAUGCUGGAAGAGGUCCGCAUGUACCUACCGGCCUGGCCACACCACCAGACAACAGAUUGCAGGCGGUACCACGUCCCCUUGAUAUUCCAUACGACGUUAACAAUGAUCUGACAACCUACGAUCCAAACAAGAAUCUUCCCGCCUCUACUUCUGGUCUUGAACUGCGUGAAAGAUGCAUCGAGGCGUUCUUCUACCAUUUCCAUCCAGCGCAUCCAUUCCUGCUCCCCCGUACGGAGUUCAUGGAAUUAAGGCAAAAGCAAGGGUUGGAACACUUGCUCGCUGCUAUGCGCUAUGUAGGUUCUGCAUAUGUAUCUUCGGCAAAUACUGUGGCCCUUGGUUUGGAGGCUGAACGUCUUGUAUAUGGCGCAGACUGCCCUCAAGAUGCGUACAGAGUUCAAGCCAUGCUCAUUUUGACUAUCGGUCUCGAUGGGUAUACAUACCAAGAGAAAGCUUUGCAGAUUCUUAUGGAUGCUCAGGAUCUGGCGCUUAAAUUACGAAUGAACAAGCGUGAAUUUGCGUUCCUAAAUAGCAAUGGCUCACAAAUAGCCGAGGAAAGCUGGAGACGAACAUGGUGGGAGCUCUAUAUAGUCGACGGUAUGAUUGCAGGCGUUCAUCAAAAGAGCGACUUCCGAAUGAAGGAUAUGCCAAAUGAUGUUGACCUUCCCUGUGAAGAGAAGGAGUACCUGUCUGGAUUCAUUCCACAGCCCAGUUCGCUUAGCGAUUUUGAUGAUGAGUCUUUCGAUGGCAAGGAGCUCACGUUUUCGUCCUUCGCAUAUAGAAUUGCUGCACUUCGCAACCUUGGCCGGGUUUUAUCUUCUGGCCUGCUCCAAAGUUCUACUCCCGAUGGGGACGCUAUCCUUCGUGUUGAUAAUCAUCUUGUUACCUGGCGUCUACACCUCCCAGAAAACAAGAAGAAGUUCAUUAACAACGAGGGCAAGCUUGAUGAGAUGCUUUUCCAAGCACAUAUGAUUACUGAAGCAACGACUAUUGUCUUGCACCGCGAGUUUUCCGAACUCGACUCCAGUGUUGCCAAGGGUGUCACCUCGUGCGCGCCACAUAAACCUAUUAUUCCGGGAGAAAACUACAAUAUCCACGCCGCAAAGACAGUACAAGCCGCACAAGAUAUAUCCAAACUCAUUUCCAUUCCAGUUCCUUUGAUCAAACAUACGCAUUUCUUCACCUGUGUUGUUACGCUCGGCUCCAUUGUACAUCUCUCGUGCUGGUCUACCCUGAUGCCAUAUAUGCAAGACGAUGACCUCAAACAACAAUUACGCUUGAAUACUGGAGCUCUGAAGACCCUGUGGCAGGUUUGGCCUUCCGCCGGUAAAGCCUUCGGCCAAGUAAAAGGCGUCGCUCAAGAGAUUUUCCAGUCCAAGAAGAUUGCGGUCGAAUCAGGCUACUGGACCAACUUCGCUCAAGAGGAUGUGAUGAGAGUGAUGAUUGACGACCAGAGAAUCAUGGACGAGCUGGACUUGCUCCACUAA